AUGUUUGAAUUAGAUCCUUUCACAAAUUACGAGACUUUUUUCCAUUCGGGCUACCAGACUGAAAAUAUUGACUUUGAUUCUGCUGGUUCCUUCCCUGAAAGAACUUGUUACUAUGGCUGCUCAGAUAAGGAUGGUUGGGGACCACUUUCAUUGAAGUAUGCAGAUUUUACACCAUGCUUUCUUCAAGGACUUGUUUGCACUGUUGUGGCAGUUGUCACUAUCGGAUUGGCAAUUUCUCAGGCUGUGAAGCUUCAUAAGAACUUUAGGAAGAAUAGGUAUAGUAAUAGAGUAACUGGCUACUUCUUAGUUAAGCUCGGGUUAAUCGGGUUAAUGUUUUUCAUCCAAUUGCACCUUACUAUAACGAUUUCCAGGAGAGAUAGCGUAUUCGUUGGUCAUAUUGCAAAUGCUAUUGGUUUGCUUUUCGUUCUAGCACUACUGGUUGUUCAACAUUUCACUUCCCCAAUUUCCAAUGGGGUCGUCUUAUUCUACUGGCUCUGGGAAAUAUUCUUCAAUUUAGCAAGGGUCUAUGGGUUGGUUUUAAGAGACCAGUUUCAAAAGGAUGGAACUUUACUGUAUAACAUAGCAUGUGUAUUUAACUUGGUAUUGCCAUGUAUGAUUUUAUUUGCAGAAUUGUAUUUCCCAGUUAUUCCACUUCGUUUAACCUCAAAGAGGUCAGCUGUUUCCCCGUAUGACAAUGCAAAUGUUUUCGCUCGUAUUAGUUUCAGUUGGAUGGACAAUUUAAUGAAAAAGGGAUACGCUACGUAUUUAACUGAGGAUGAUUUACCACCACUUCCAAUGGAAAUUGAGGCUGGGAUGACUUCAUCCGAAUUCGGUAAGCAAUGGGACUCCCAAAUCUCUCAGCACAAGAGCCCCACACUCUUCAAGGCAGUUGCAAAAGCAUUUGGUGGUGAAUUUGCUCUUGGAGGUGUUUUCAAAAUGGUCAUGGACCUCCUUGGGUUUGUCCAACCUCAACUUUUAAGAAUGUUGAUUAGAUUUGUGAAUGAAUAUUCAGACAAAAAGAACCAUGGAGCUCAACCAAUAAAUAAAGGUUUCAUGAUUGCACUUGCAAUGUUUGUUGUAUCUGCAUCCCAAACUUUUUUUGCUCAUCAGUACUACCAAAGGGCUUUUGACUUGGGAAUGAAGAUUAAGACAGCGCUCACCUCUCGCAUUUACGCCAAAUCAUUAAUACUUUCAAAUGAAACUAGGCUAAAGACAAGUACUGGAGAUAUUGUUAAUAUUAUGGCCGUUGAUGUUCAGAGAUUGCAGGAUUUGGUUCAAAACGUUCAAAUGAUAUGGUCUGGGCCUUUCCAAAUAGCCAUUUGUUUGAUCUCUUUGUAUAAUCUUUUAGGAUCACUGGCUUGGAUUGCCUUGGUUGUAAUGCUCUUUUUGAUUCCGGUAAAUGCCUCAAUUGCUAGAACUCAAAAGAAAUUACAAAGAGUCCAAAUGAAGAACAAAGAUGAAAGGUCGAGCUUAAUAAGUGAAAUUAUCAACAAUAUCAAAACAUUAAAAUUCUAUGACUGGGGUGGAGCUUAUCUUGAAAAAUUGACUUACGUUAGGAAUGAAAAGGAAUUGAAAAACUUGAAGACAAUAGGUAUAUUUUCGGCAAUUUCCACUUUCACAGCAAACUUAUCACCAUUUCUCGUUAGUUGUACAACAUUUGGAAUAUUUGUACUUCUUGGUGGCAAAAAGAAUGUAUUGCUGACGGAUAUAGUGUUCCCUGCUUUGUCUUUAUUUAACUUGCUUAAUUUGCCAUUGAGUGUGUUACCUGUAGCUAUUUCAAACAUUAUUGAAUGCCAGGUUUCAAUUACGAGAAUUACGGAUUUCUUAACUUCCAAUGAAAUUCAGAAGAAAGCUGUCAUUAGAUUACCAAGAGUUGAAGAAAUAGGAAGCAGCACUAUUAAGUUGAGUAAUGCCAACUUCAAAUGGACUUCAGCUCCUGAAGCACCUCCCGCAUUGACUGGAAUAAAUAUGGAUUUCAAGAAGGGUAACUUGGAUUGCAUUGUAGGUAGAGUUGGAAGUGGAAAAUCUGCAAUUUUACAAGCCAUUUUAGGUGACCUUCAUAAAAGUAGUGGUAAAGUGGAAGUACAUGGUACUAUUGCUUACGUUUCCCAAGUUCCAUGGAUUAUUAAUGGGUCCGUCAGGGACAAUAUAUUAUUCGGACAUAGAUUUGAUUCGAAAUGGUAUCAAAAGGUUUUGAAUGCUUGCUCAUUGAAUGCAGACCUCUUACAAUUAGCGGAUGGUGAUCAGACAGAAGUUGGAGAGAAAGGAAUUUCCUUAAGUGGGGGCCAAAAGGCAAGAUUAGCUUUGGCUAGAGCAGUUUACUCAGGAGCUGACAAUUACAUUUUCGAUGACACCUUGAGUGCAGUUGAUGAACACGUUGGGAAGCACCUCAUGGAUCAUGUUUUUGGUCCAAGUGGAAUUUUGCAAAGUAAAUGCAGAAUUUUAGCGACAAACAAUAUAAGAGUACUUGGUUUGUCAAAUUGCAUCCACUUAGUCGAAGGUGGUAAGAUUGUGGAACAAAACUCAUAUUUAAGUGUUAUUCUGAAAACUAAUCCAUCUUCUCUUUCAAAAUUGAUUCAAGAAUUUGGCAAGAAAAAAAGAGAAGAUAGAUUGACGUCUGGCGAAGAAUCUACAGCUGCCUCAAGUGCAGCUUCUAUUGUGAAGGAUGCUGAUGAAUAUACUUCUAGAAGAGGCUCAGUUAUUGAAUCUCGCUUAACAGAUCACUAUUCUGAUGAUGAAGAAACAAAUCUGGGAAUACAGGACAUAGAGAAUUUGAUUGCAAUUGAAGCAGCAGACAACAGUGCAAUGAAAUCUACUAAAGAGGAUUUAAGAAAGGAGCACGUAGAGCAAGGAAAAGUUUUGUGGGACGUCUAUUUUGCGUAUGUAAAAGCUUGUAAUCCAAAAGGAGUUUUGGUAUUUUUGUCCGCAACUGUUAUUGCUAUGGUUCUUUCCGUGUCCUCCAAUGUUUGGUUGAAGCACUGGUCUGAGAUUAAUACUAAACUUGGUUAUAAUCCUCGAGCAGGGAUCUAUUUAUUUAUCUAUAUCUUACUCGGGCUUGGAUCGUCCAUCUUUUCGCUAAUCCAAACAUGUAUUCUAUGGAUAUAUUGCACCAUCGAAGGGUCUAAAACAUUGCACAGUAAUAUGGCUCUUAGCGUAAUUCGUUCACCAAUGUCAUUCUUUGAAACUACUCCUACUGGCAGAAUCUUAAAUAGAUUCUCUAACGACAUCUACAAAGUUGACGAACAAAUGGGUAGAGUUUUCGGAAUGUUUUUCACUAACCUUGCAAAGGUUUUGUUCACAUUAAUUGUUAUUUGCUUUUCCACAUGGCCAUUCAUAUUCGUCAUAAUUCCCCUUUGUCUAUUCUACUACCAUACUCAGCAAUAUUAUCUCAGAACAUCAAGGGAAUUAAGAAGAUUGGAUUCAGUAUCUCGUUCACCAAUAUUUUCAAACUUUCAAGAAUCAUUGAACGGUGUAUCUGUCAUUAGAGCUUAUGGUCAGACUGAUAGAUUCAAACAGCACAAUCGUAUUUUAAUUGAUACAAACAUGAAAGCCUUCAACCCUGCAAUCAAUGCAAACCGUUGGUUAGCAGUGAGGUUGGAAUUCUUAGGAUCCUUGAUUAUAUUUGGAGCUUCAGGUUUGUCUGUACUUUCUUUGAAGAAUGGUGGCAUGACUGCAGGUUUAGUAGGAUUAUCUGUUUCAUACGCACUUCAAAUUACCAAAGCUCUCGGAACAAUUGUGAGAAUGACAGUAGAAGUUGAAACUAAUAUAGUUUCUGUGGAAAGGAUCUUAGAAUAUUCCUGUCUCACCCCAGAGGCACCUCAAAUUAUUGAAAAUAAUAGACCAGCUACCUCAUGGCCAGAAUCUGGUGCAAUUGUUUUUGAAAAUUACCUGACAAGAUAUAGGGCAGACUUAGACUAUGUCUUAAAAGACUUAAAAUUAUCAAUAGCACCAAAAGAAAAGAUUGGAAUAGUAGGAAGAACUGGUGCAGGGAAAUCUUCUAUUACCUUGGCUCUCUUCCGCUUACUUGAAGCAGCCGAAGGGGAUAUAAAUGUUGAUGGUCAUGAUAUCAGUAAAUUGGGAUUGUCAGAUUUGAGAAGUAAUUUAUCUAUCAUUCCUCAAGAUUCACAAAUAUUCCAGGGUUCUGUUCGAACGAAUUUGGAUCCAACCAAUGCACACGAAGAUGAAUAUCUCUGGAAAGUUCUUAAGUUGGCUCAUCUUAAAGACCACAUUCUCAAAAUGAAUGAUGAAAGUCCAGAACCUCACAAAUCCGCUCUUGAUAUUAUUUUGAGCGAAGGUGGAUCCAAUUUAUCCGCUGGUCAAAGACAAUUGAUGUGCUUAGCAAGAGCUCUAUUAGUUGAAUCAACGGUAUUAGUGCUUGACGAAGCAACUGCAGCUGUAGACGUUGAAACAGAUCAAGUCUUGCAGGAAACUAUCAGAGUCGAAUUUCAAGAUAGGACAACUUUAACAAUUGCUCACAGAUUGAAUACAAUUUUGAAUAGCGAUCGUAUUAUUGUAUUGGAUAAAGGGCAAGUUGCAGAAUUUGACACUCCUCAAAAUUUAUUAAAUAAUCCAAAUAGUUUGUUUUAUUCACUUUGUGAGGAGGGUGGAUUUACAAAUAAGUAG
This is a messenger RNA of Dujonia railenensis, 4623 nucleotides long. NCBI's taxonomy places the organism in Eukaryota, Fungi, Ascomycota, Pichiomycetes, Serinales, Debaryomycetaceae. The record is from the annotation of a GenBank genome assembly.